This is a messenger RNA of Talaromyces stipitatus ATCC 10500, 1509 nucleotides long. RefSeq lists its product as uncharacterized. The record is from RefSeq and is a predicted model, not a curated record. The coding region runs from base 128 to 1477 and encodes 449 amino acids. Gene Ontology annotation, biological process: lipid metabolic process. The transcript has 2 exons. Lineage: Eukaryota; Fungi; Ascomycota; Eurotiomycetes; Eurotiales; Trichocomaceae. Gene Ontology annotation, molecular function: phosphoric diester hydrolase activity.
GAGGAAGCUCUGUAUCGAGUCAAUAUGUCUUGAUUGAUUAUAACGACAUAUUGAAGGAUUAGUGAGCACGUAUUGAAAUUAACAGGCAGAUUCGCGGUCUCGCGAAGCCUAUAUCUAUGUGGCCAACAUGGCUAUGACCAUGCGCGAGAUUGUGCUCUGCGCAGCUCUAAUAUUUGUCAUUGGGGUUUCUGUAUUAAAUCAAACAGUUAAUUCAACAUCGUCCCUUUCGAAUCAGCUCCUACAAAAUGACCAAUCCGCAUUGUCAUCCACAUCUCCCUCCAUGAUCCACCUGCAGCAACAACAAAAACAACACGACCAAGACCAGAAACUACGGUUAAACAAUCUCCAAGUCAUCGGCACACAUAACAGUUACCAUCGCGAAGUCUCCCUGCCGGAAAGAAUCCAUUUCCCUUACCUCAUGGCAGACGUUGACCAGCAUGUUGAAGGGUAUUACUACUCCCACGCCUCCGUGCACGACCAACUGGAACACCAGCAAGUCCGCAGCUUCGAAUUUGAUGUCUAUGUUGACACGCAUGGCGGGCUUUUCGCGGAUCCGCUUAUCCGUCGAAUCGCAAAUAUGUCCGAGUCGGAUAAUGCGCAUUACGGUCUACCGGAGGACGUGAUGCGACAACCAGGUACAAAAGUGUUGCAUAUUGCCGAUGCAGAUGUAGGAACCAUAUGUCAUACGCUGGUCGAAUGUUUGACGCAGGUGAAAGCUUGGUCCGAGUCAAAGAAAGGGCUACAUGUGCCCAUACCUAUAUUGAUUGAAUUUAAGAAGACGGAACCCGGUCUUGAGCUACAAGGUGGUGUCGUCGCUGAGGAUUGGACUGUCGAUGCCCUAGAUCGAGUGGACGCGGAGAUUCGUUCAGUGUUUAGUGAUGACCAACUCAUCACGCCGGACGAUUUACGCAAACAUGCAAUGGACAACGGCGUGGUCAGCCGCAACAGCAACAAAAACAUAACUCUAGAAGAAGCAAUUCUCGCCUUUGAGCAUGGCGGUGGCUGGCCCACGCUCUCAUCAUCUCGCGGCAAAUUCUUCUUCGUCAUGGACAAUGAACCAACACAUCCCAUUCAAAUCCGCGAUCCAUACCGAAGCGGUGGUCGCACAAACCUCGAGGGCCGAGUAAUCUUCACAAACUCUCUGCCCGGCGAACCAGAUGCGGCAUUCAUAAAACGCAAUAAUCCAAUUACAGGCAACAAUCAGCACCAAAUUCAAGAGUUAGUUUCAAAGGGGUAUUUUAUUCGUACGCGCGCCGAUGAACCGAUUCAAAUGCUUCUAACAGAUGAAGUGCCUGCCAUGCGUGACGCGGCGCUGGCGAGCGGUGCACAAAUUGUUAGUUCGGAUUGGGUGGGAGCUGGUGUGAGUGCGAGGUAUAAUAGCGAUUAUUUCGUGGCAUUACCGCUGGGAGGAGCUGCGAGAUGUAACCCCGUAAAUGCGCCGAAGGGGUGUGUGGAUGAAUACUUGGAGUUGUUGUAAGCAUAUAUAGCUAAUAGUAUUUAUUCAUCUUG